CACACCUUUUAUUCCAACAACACCUGAAAUUCAACUUAGAAAAUCUCUAAACACUCCAUACCUUAAAAUGUCGGCAGAAAAGCAACUCUCUGCUCUGGUACUCAUCGCCGACGGCUCCGAGGAGAUUGAGACAGUCACACCUCUCGACGUCUUGGUGAGAGCCGGAUUUGCAGCAGUCACAUCUGUGGGAGUCGGCCUAAAAAAUCCUCUUUACGCCCAGUGUUCUCGCGGGAUCAAGAUCAUCCCAGACAUUCCCUCCCCGCAUGAGAUUCCUGAUCGUCUGGUCGAUGCAGCGGACAUUCUGAUUCUUCCAGGAGGUGCGCCCGGAGCCAAGACUUUCUGUCAAAGCGAAGAGGUCCUACGCCUGAUUCGAGAGUUCCGGAACGAGGGGAAAUGGGUCGCGGCGAUUUGUGCUGGAACAACGGCGCUAGUCGAAAGUGUCAAGUCACCACGCGCUGAUGGUGAGGCUGCUAAGAAGUGUAAAGUCACAUCGCAUCCCUCAGUAAAGCAGGAAAUUGUGGACGCUGGCUGGACUUAUGCGGAUGACAGCGAGAGAGUUGUAGUUGACGGAAAGAUCAUCACGAGCCGUGGUCCCGGCACUGCUCUGCUGUUCUCACUUACUAUCGUCGAGCAGUUGGCUGGCAAGGCUAAGAAAGAUGAGGUCCACGGGCCAAUGAUCUGUGCUGGGACGUUGUAAGGUACUGAUUCGUAAAAGUCCUACUGCAGCUGCAUAGAUAUCCAUGCCUCGUAACAGUUUGAGCAAUCUGCUGGAGGGCAUGACACUUUCGAGGUUGUGGGAUUUACCAGUGCAAGUGGCCCGUGUUGAGCUUUUAGUAAACAUUGGUCUGAUCGACGAAUAUAGACAGCCAUACAUAGCAGUUAUUAGUGUCACAUGCCGUUAGCAAACAGACAUCCCUAUGCAAAACAGGCGCCAGAGAGCAAUGGUGAAGAAAAAACAUUGGGUCAUUUAAUUUUCGAAAUGCAUUUCAGAGGCCUAUCAUGAACGCGUUGUGGGUGCGCCUCCAGACGUUUGCGGGGGCGGCUUUUUGAUAUUUUCCCUAAGGCAUGAGAAGUGCGAAAAAAGUCGGUAUAAAGUAACGAAGAUGCAUUUUCCCAUGCCGUGCCUCAGCCUGCGCCUAAACGACAAUCAAA
Molecule: messenger RNA, 1152 nt
Organism: Aureobasidium pullulans EXF-150
Lineage: Eukaryota; Fungi; Ascomycota; Dothideomycetes; Dothideales; Saccotheciaceae
Product: DJ-1 protein
Exons: 3
Coding region: 68-697 (209 amino acids)
Biological process (GO): protein deglycation, glyoxal removal; guanine deglycation, glyoxal removal
Cellular component (GO): nucleus; cytosol
Molecular function (GO): protein deglycase activity
Source: RefSeq, a predicted model, not a curated record